Camelina sativa (false flax) is the source of this 887-nucleotide messenger RNA. RefSeq lists its product as uncharacterized. Lineage: Eukaryota; Viridiplantae; Streptophyta; Magnoliopsida; Brassicales; Brassicaceae. The record is from RefSeq and is a predicted model, not a curated record.
CUAAAUAUAGAAACUUGUUUUAAAAAAACCACCGACACACCAUAAUUUUAAUUUUUAGUGCAAGAGUCCGUCCAUCAGAGAGUCUUCAAAUCCCAAAUCUCAUUACUCUGCAACAGUUAAAUCCCAGCUCAAAAAACCCAGAUAGAUCUCUCUGCUAUGGCGAAGCACACGGCGGCGCUGAAAGUGGGACUGGCUUUACUGGCGCUGUGCAUGAUUGGUUACAUACUUGGUCCGCCGCUCUACUGGCACCUCACUGAAGCUUUGGCUGUUUCAGCCACUUCUUGCUCUGCUUGCGUCUGUGAUUGCUCUUCGCUUCCUCUUCUCACCAUCCCCACAGGACUCAGCAAUGGUUCAUUCGCCGAUUGUGCAAAGCGUGAUCCAGAGGUGAACGAAGACACAGAGAAGAACUAUGCCGAACUUUUAACAGAGGAACUGAAGCAACGUGAAGCAGCAUCGAUGGAGAAACACAAACGAGUAGACACAGGUCUGCUAGAGGCCAAGAAGGUAACAUCAUCUUACCAAAAGGAGGCAGAUAAGUGUAACUCAGGUAUGGAGACUUGUGAAGAAGCAAGAGAGAAGUCGGAAAAAGCACUUGUGGAGCAGAAGAAGCUGACUUCAAUGUGGGAACUAAGAGCUCGUCAGAAAGGAUACAAAGAUGGAGCCAAGUCGACUGUUAAAUCCAAAAGCAGCGCUCAGGCUUCUUAAGGGCACACCCAAGCUUUUGUUCUCUUAUCACACGAAACGACAGAGAGUUUGAGGUUCAUUGUAACUGUGAAUUUGAUUUAUACUACUGUAUUUAGUUUUCUGAUGGAGAUAAAUCAUUCAGAUGGAAUUGAAACAUUGUACCAAAACGACAAACGAUUAAUGGAUUUUGAACAAAGUUACUA